Maudiozyma saulgeensis is the source of this 2283-nucleotide messenger RNA. NCBI's taxonomy places the organism in Eukaryota, Fungi, Ascomycota, Saccharomycetes, Saccharomycetales, Saccharomycetaceae. The record is from the annotation of a GenBank genome assembly.
AUGGCUUCUACAAAAAAGAAUGUCGGGAAGACGAAACGUCGUGAUAUCGAUGUUGAUGAACCUGAAAAUAAAUAUACUAAAGGUGAUAACCAUCUGGAACAAUUCGCCGAAAAAUGGUUGUUAAAGGAGAAACCUGAUAGUGAAGCUCAAUAUGGCCUAUGGUUGAUGAUUGUAACAACUAUUGCAUUCGCUGUAAGAUUUUACAAAAUCUGGUGCCCUAAGGAAGUUGUCUUUGAUGAAGUUCAUUUUGGUAAAUUUGCCUCUUAUUACUUACAAAGAACUUUUUUUUUUGACGUCCAUCCACCUUUUGCCAAGAUGAUGAUUGCUUUUGUCGGUUGGUUAGUAGGUUAUGAUGGUUCUUUCAAGUUUGAAAAUAUCGGUAUGAGUUAUGAGACUCAUCCGGCUCCGUACCUGGCUUACCGUUCUUUCAAUGCUAUCUUAGGUACUCUGACUGUCCCAAUUAUGUUUAACACUUUGAAGGAGUUGAACUUUAAGGCUAUCACAUGUGCAUUUGGUGCGUUAUUGGUUGCAGUAGAUAAUGCCCAUGUCAUUGAAACAAGAUUGAUUCUAUUGGAUGCUAUUCUUCUAAUUGCUGUUGCUGCAAGUGUUUACACAUACGUUCGUUUUUAUAAAGAACAAUUAAAGAAACCUUUCUCCCUUCAAUGGUAUAUCUGGUUAUAUUUAACUGGUCUUUCCCUAUCCUUUGUCAUCUCUACUAAAUAUAUUGGUGUCAUGACCUAUGCUGCUAUUGGUAUUGCCGUUGUCGCAAACUUAUGGCAAUUAUUGGAUAUCCGUUCAAACUUAACUUUGUCUCAAUUCAUGAGACAUAUCAGUAGAAGAUUAAAUGGUUUAAUCUUGAUUCCAUUUGUUGUUUAUUUGUUUUGGUUCUGGGUUCAUUUUGCCGUCUUAAACACAUCCGGCCCAGGUGAUGGUUUUAUGUCUGCCGAGUUCCAAGAAACAUUAGCCGAUUCUCCUGCUACUAUUAAUUCUAGAGAAGUAAACUAUUUCGACGUAAUCACAAUGCAACAUAGUGACACUGAUGCGUUCUUGCAUUCUCAUUUAGCUAACUAUCCAAUGCGUUACGAAGAUGGCCGUAUCUCUUCCCAAGGCCAACAAGUUACAGGUUAUGCUCAUGAAGAUGUUAAUAACGAAUGGGAAAUUAUUCCAACCAAGGAAUUACCUGAAAGAUUAGGCCAACCAGUCCUGUUAGAUGAUGUCGUCAGAUUGAGACAUGUUUCUACAAAUACAUGGUUGUUGGCUCACGAUGUUGCAUCUCCUUUGUAUCCAACCAAUGAAGAAAUUACCACUGUCAGUGAAGAAACUGCAAAUGGUGAUGAUUAUAAAAUGACUUUAUUUUCCUUCCAACCUAUCAAGAAGAAUGAUGCAGGUCACAUUCUAAAGAGCCAAACUGUAUCUUUCCGUAUUUUCCACGUCGAUACUUCAGUGGCUUUAUGGACUCACAAUGAUGAAUAUCUUCCAGAGUGGGGCUUUGAACAACAAGAAGUCAAUGGUAAUAAAAAAUUAACGGAAACUGAAAACAACUGGAUCAUUGCGAAUAUCACCAACUUGGAUGAAUCGAGAAUGACAUAUGUCCCAAAGGUUGUCAAGAAACUUCCUUUCUUUAAAAAAUGGUUGGAAUUACAAAAAUCCAUGUUUGAACAAAACAAUAAACUAUCAUCCGAACAUCCAUUCGCAUCUCAACCACAAGCAUGGCCAGGUAGUUUGAGUGGUGUUUCAUUCUGGACAAAGGACUCUGAAAGAAGACAAAUCUUUUUCACUGGUAAUGUUGUUGGUUUCUGGUUCGAAAUGAUAUCAUUAUCUAUUUACUUAGGUAUCAUCUUAACUGAUCUUAUAACCAGACAACGUAGUUAUUUUGCAUUGAACAAAUUAACUAGGGAAAAGCUAUAUGGCCCACUAGCCUACUUUUUCAUUGGUUGGGCAUGUCAUUACUUCCCAUUCUUCUUAAUGGCUCGUCAAAAGUUUUUACAUCACUACCUACCAGCUCAUUUAAUUGCAGCCAUGUUUACAGCUGCAUUAUGGGAAACCAUCUUUAGUGAAUGCAACUCUAUUAGUACAGAAAAGGACGAAGAAUUACCAGGCGCAGUCUAUGAAAAGGAAACGAAGGUCAAGACAAAGAUUCUGGCUGCUUUCUUCCUGAACAUUUCUGUUUGUUUGAUUCUAUUCUUCAUCUACUUUUCUCCACUUGUAUAUGGUGAUGAGAUUUCUCCAGAAGAAGUUGCAAACAGACAAUGGUUUGAUAUCAAACUAAACUUUGCUAAAUAA